Molecule: messenger RNA, 1214 nt
Organism: Scaptodrosophila lebanonensis
Lineage: Eukaryota; Metazoa; Arthropoda; Insecta; Diptera; Drosophilidae
Product: zinc finger protein 567-like
Exons: 2
Coding region: 53-1114 (353 amino acids)
Source: RefSeq, a predicted model, not a curated record
CAACUGGUGGAAGUAGAAACUAAUCUAAUCGUAGCGCCGUGUGUAACUGUGAAUGCGAAAUUUUCUUGCUGGCCCUAGGGAAUGCAUCGGGAGUCAUAUUUGGCAACCGACCAGCAUGAAGCAGCGUCGCAACUGUCCGGUAGAGGAAACGCAAUAUGUGUCCAUUGCAGCCGCCGAGAAACAGGCGGCUCUGUCGGCCGCCCGCCUUCGACAGGCCGAAGAGGAUGAGCUGGAUUAUGCCGUCUGUCUGGACGACAUGCAGCUAUUUGCCCAGCUUGGUGAUCUCGUCAAUCUGGAGGAUGACAGCGAAGUCCUAUUGGAUUGCUGCGCAGACGCACAAGGAAACUGUGACUUGUUCGAUCUUGUGAAUGACUUAAGCAGCGAGAAUCACCAGAAUAUUAUGGCAGCCGCGCCGAUGGCGACCGAUACGAUGGGAAAGGCAAAGGAAAAGCCAAGGCGGAUCCGCGUUAGAAAACGCGACGCCUGCCACACCUGCGACGUCUGCCAGCGGUGCUUCAGAGAGCCGUACAACCUACGCAUCCACAAGAUGACCCACACUGAUGAGAAGCCGCACAUCUGUGAUACCUGCGGCAAGGGCUUCCGGCAGUUGAACAAGCUCCGCAUCCACUAUGUGACACACAGCAAGGCACGGCCGUACGAAUGCGACAUCUGUGGCAAGGGUUUCCGGUACGCCAACUACCUGGCCGUGCAUCGACGGCUACAUACGGGCGAGAAGCCCUACGCGUGUGCGAUCUGUGGGAUGGCCUUUCAUUCGAUACACGCACGACGCUCCCACACGAAGCUGCGGCAUGCAGCGGAGGCGGGCAAUGAGAAGGCAACGACUACGUUGCCCACAUCCGCACUGAGCUACACCUGCCCCAUCUGUGGACGGGUGAUGACGGACCAGUGCUAUUUGAAUACGCAUCUGAAGCGGCACUACAAUCAGCGAGACUUCGCCUGUCCGCAGUGUGGCAAGUGCUUCUUCAGCUCCUCGGAGCUCAAGCACCACCAGAUCGCGCACACACAGCUGCGUCCCUUUGCUUGUGCCCAGUGCGGAUCCCGAUUUCUGCGCAAGUCCAACUACAAGCAGCAUUUGAAAAUACAUGCACGUUAGUGAAUCCAAAGAAUGACACAACGCCUUAGUUCAGUUUUUCUUUUGUUUUCAUUUUGUUUAAUAUAUAAGUGUUUAUUUAAAUAUACGCUUUUAAUUUGUA